AUGUCUGGUUCGGAGAACGUCAGGCCUAGUGCUAAUCUAUCAUCCCGUUCAAAAAACACCCAUGAUCGCCAGGGAGCACAGUUCAACCGCCAGCAGUACAUCGCCCAGCUCGACGGCAUGUAUGAAAUGGUGAAAGCCCUGACGUCGCCAUUUCUUGAGCCCUCGGAAUACCGAAACCUCAAAAUCUACUGUCGUUCUCUGCUUAUUUCUGACGAUGGCAGCUAUUCACAACCAGUGAGGCCGUGUUUCUUUGAGCCUCUUCCUCUACAAGCGCUUCAUGAACACCCAAUAGAUUUCGACUACGACGGAGAGGUUCAACGGCCCACCGCCAUGCGCAGCGCAGUCGUUCUUGCAUAUCGCAUGGAGUGGGAGUUUGGGGGAUGUCCCAGGAAGAAUUUCGCUGAUGAGGGAGACACGAUCAAGUCACUAACUCCAUGGAACACAGGCGCUUGCGAUGAAACAGUUUUCCAUUCUUAUUACUACGAGGACUUGUUCAAAAGGAGGUUUUUCACUCCAUCGGUGGCGUGGCAGCUUCCACCACAAUACCCCCACACCAUGUUCAUUCUCCAGCAUAAUAUCCAAGAGCAAGAGAGGCUGUUCCGCGGGGAGGUGAUGUCCAUUCUUGCCGCAAUCAUUACCCGGAUGGAGCUUCCAGAGCUAUCUGAGCAUAUGGUCAUCCCGGUCUUCGUCCUAUCCUUCAUGGGCAAGCAGCAUGGAAGAAUCCCACAGGCCUUCUACAAUGGAACAGUCCUCAACAUUUGGAUGUCGAAGCUGUUUGAUUUCACAACGCUAGAGACGGCCGAGCCCAAUUUCCGGAUAUUCCUUCAGCAAAUGACGAAUCAACCUGUUGGUACAAUGGCGGAUCAGAUGCCAAUGGAGCUUCCUCUUAGGCAGAGGUAA
Molecule: messenger RNA, 900 nt
Organism: Aspergillus wentii DTO 134E9
Lineage: Eukaryota; Fungi; Ascomycota; Eurotiomycetes; Eurotiales; Aspergillaceae
Exons: 4
Coding region: 1-900 (299 amino acids)
Source: RefSeq, a predicted model, not a curated record